Gadus macrocephalus (Pacific cod) is the source of this 4911-nucleotide messenger RNA. RefSeq names its product toll-like receptor 9. The coding region runs from base 1005 to 4184 and encodes 1059 amino acids. Gene Ontology annotation, cellular component: plasma membrane. Lineage: Eukaryota; Metazoa; Chordata; Actinopteri; Gadiformes; Gadidae. Gene Ontology annotation, biological process: defense response to virus; canonical NF-kappaB signal transduction; positive regulation of interleukin-6 production. The transcript is spliced from 2 exons. The record is from RefSeq and is a predicted model, not a curated record. Gene Ontology annotation, molecular function: pattern recognition receptor activity; protein binding.
UGUUUCACUUCUGCAGAGCUGUCAUGACCAACAGUGGCGUCUUAAGAAAUCAGUCCGGUAGAGAUAAUGGUAGGACAUUUAUGAUAUUUCCUAAUAUUUUUAGACUAUUGAUCACUGAAAUUGUAUUAUGCCAAGCUAACACUACAGGGAUUUUGACUUGAUUCUGAUGUAGACUUCUCUUAGACACAUAGAAUGGCUAAUGGUUAUUCACAUUUGCUGAAAUUAAAUUGACAGCACCUAGUUUAUUCUGAAAAAUCGGAAAGUUCCUCUUAUCAGAAAGGUCAAAGAUGUGAUUAUUUCAAAUUCCAUCAGUCUGGACAUUGUCAAAGGAGCCAGGUUAAUUCUUUAUAUUGAUGGCUCUGACUCACGUUAGAUUGAAGAUUGAAACUAUACAUUUUAAUCCUCUAGAAAUAUUGCGGGUAAUUAUCUGUCAUCAUACCUAUACAACCAGCCAUGUGUGAAAUGUACUACGCAGGGUUUAAAUCAAGAAUGGCAAUUAAAAGACAGCUCUAAAUUUAAAAAAAUUAAAAUCUUGUGGUGUUAGUUUGGCACAUGAGGAUAAAAGCAUUAUAUUGUUUAUGUGAAUAUUAUUAUAAUCAAGAAAUAUGUAAAUAUUUAGGAUCAUAGGACGUGAUGUAUACAUUGAAUUACACACUGUAUCUCGUCUAGUGCCUAGGCCAGCCAUUUGAACAUGUUAUAGCUAGAUAUCUAUUACAGAUAUCUGUGAUUCAAUACUUCGUGGUAAAAACAAUUUCAGGAUAACAAAAUGACCUUCUUCUGAUAACAAUUUAUAUUUCAGAUAUCCCAAAUGUCAUCCUUCCUAAGAAAAAUUAGGAAGGAUAUCUGAAAUAUCUGAAAUUAAAAUUAGGAUCAGAGAGGACUUUUAAAACGGCUUACGUGCCAUCCAUUUAUACACUUGGAACGUAUACUCAAAACGAUUUUACUCUUUUGACCUACCUAUAAAAUACAAAACCGCAAGUCAACAUUACAAUAACAGAUGAAAAAUGCUUUUCCAUUUUUCUUUUCAGGGUAUCUUUCAAAUAGUGGUUAUUCUAUUACUGAGCCAACUCCCUUCAUUGAGAGGAAGAAUCCCCCUGUUUUUUCCAUGUGACAAUAAUGAAAACGAUACUGAGAUAUACUGCACUGACAGGCCACUCGAUGACAUCCCUGUUUUCACUUCAAUGAAUGUAACGUUGGUUGACCUAAGUCACACCAAGAUACGGGAAGUAGGACAGCAUAAAUUCUCUGGCAUUCCAAAUCUAAUCACUCUGAAAAUGACGUGGAAUUGUGAUCCCAAUAGCAUUCGAAACAUAAACAGCCCCUCCUGUGGAGUCAGAAUACACAAGGAUGCCUUCAGGAGUCUGAACAACCUCACUUAUUUACAUCUGUCAGGAAACAGCCUUACCACGUUACCCUGGUUACCGGAAAGCAUUAAGGUCCUGGAUCUCAAGAGUAACUGCAUUUUCAAAAUCAUCAUCCCUUUUGGAACCCCACAUCUAGAGGAGCUCUUCCUCUCAAUGAACUGUUAUAAUGAAAACCCUUGCCACCAGUCAUUUUACAUCCAUGAGGACGUUUACAUGGAACUAUCACAUCUAAAAGUUCUAACCCUUGGAUACAACAAUUUGACAUCAAUACCACUAGGUUUGCCAGCUUCCCUUAUGAAAUUGGACUUGCAAGAAAAUACAAUAAGUGAGGUUCCAGAAGGGGCAUUUGCUAAUUUUCCUAUCCUGGAGGAACUAAAUCUGGCAUGGAAUUGUCAGCGUUGUGACCACGCAGCCCGCCCUUGUUUUCCUUGCCCUAACAAUGCCUCCCUAAAGCUUCACCCUAAUUCAUUCAAUACGAAAAACAGCUCCAUUAAUUUUCUGAGCAUGAGGGGAAACUCUUUGAACAAUAUACCAGAGGGUAUUUUUCUCCCUUUGACACAUCUGAAGAGGUUGGAUCUCUCCAGCAACUACCUGGCCUUCACCAUCCGUAAUGGUACCUUCUUUACAGAGCUAAAGCAGUUGACAUGGAUCAGCCUCAACUAUAACUCUUAUCCAUCCAAGACAUUUCCUGAACUGAUCCUUUCAGAACAUCUGGGAAAUGUCUCAAAUCUCGAAACCCUUCUGUUAAGCGGGAACUUUUUCAACACUGUUUCAGAACAAAGCCUUGUGGUUCUGUCCAGACUCAAACAACUUAAGAUGCUGGAGAUGCGCAUGAAUUUCAUCAAAUGUUUCAACAUGAGCACUGUGGGUAUGUUAACUUCCCUCAAAAAAAUUGAUGUCUCCCAGAACAAACUGAGUUAUCUCCCUCAUAAUGUGUCAUUUGGGUCCUGUUUAGAACAAGGCCCACAGGGUCAAAAUGUUUUCAAAGACUUUUCAGAAUUACCAAUGCCACCAAUAUCAGUACACAUUAAUCAAACUAUGAUUGAAAGCAACACCUGUAGAACUAACAAUACAAUAUUGGAAAUGUGGUAUUUCAAAAAGAAAUUCUGCCAAAAAAAGUUGACAGUUGAUCUUUCACAAAAUAAUCUUAUUUUCCUUCAUAAAGAUUUUUUCUAUGGUAUGGAAAAUGUUGUGUGCUUGAACCUGACUUACAAUUAUGCAAACCAGGUGUUAAGAGGUAGACUUUUCGAUCAAUUGAAAAGCUUAGCUUACUUAGAUAUGUCAUACAAUAGAAUUGACUUAUAUUAUAGGGAUGUAUUCAGUGAGUUGAACAGGACUUUGAAGGUACUGGACCUCAGUCAAAAUGAGUAUAUAUUUCGUAUGAAGGGAAUGGCUCAUAAUCUUGAGUUUAUUGACAGGCUCACUAAUUUGGAGGUUUUAAAUCUUGCAAAUAAUGGCAUGGGUCAGCAAAUUACUCCGCACCUGAGCAGCAACUCCGUGAAGUAUUUGUACUUUUCUGGGAAUCGCCUAGAUAUAAUGUGGAAUACAGAGGGCCAGACCUACAUUCAUUUCUUCCAGAACCUGAAGAAUUUAAUCUACUUGGACAUCUCUCAGAACCGCCUGCGUUCAAUCGAAAACCGGAUCCUCUGUAAUCUACCAAAGAGCAUUCAGGCUAUCAGCAUUAGCAAUAAUUACCUUUCUUAUUUUACAUGGCCGAACCUCCAAUGUCUCGGAAAUCUAACGCAUCUAAAUCUCAGUGGAAAUCACCUUUCAAGUCUGCAUCCAAGUAUUACAGAGUUUCCACCACAUCUUUCCUUGUUGGACCUCAGUGGCAACCAGAUUACUGAUCUUCCUGAUGAAUUCUUCUGUAAAGCCAAAGCUUUGCAUUGUCUCUAUCUCAAUGACAACUUUCUCAAAGUGUUGAACCAUCAGUCACUCCCACCUCUGCUGACAAAUGGCACUUCUUUUCAAUUGCUAACCCUGCAUGACAACCCUUUCAUCUGUGACUGUAACAACUCCGGAUUGGAUGAAUUCCUGCGGACCAGCAACACACGUAUUCCUCACCUGACCACUGCUGUUCAAUGUGGAUUCCCAGAGCCCCUGCAGGGUCAACAUGUGCUGACCGUCGACCAGCGUUCCUGUCAGGAGAUCUAUGGUGGCUUGGCCUUCCUCUUAAGUACACUCUUCAUAUGUGCAUUUAUUGCUCUGCCACUGUUAAGACAUCUGUAUGGCUGGGAUGUGUGGUACUGCCUACAGAUCCUAUGGGCAGGAUGUAAGGGCUACCUGCAUUCGUCUGCCAGUUGCUCGCCAAAACACUAUGAUGCUUUCGUGGUGUUUGACACAAACAACCAGGACGUGAGAGACUGGGUUUACAAUGAGUUGGUUAUCCAUUUGGAGAGCUCAGGCCACAGAAGAUUCUCACUCUGUUUAGAGGAGAGGGACUGGAUUCCUGGGCUUUCCUGCAUUGAAAACCUCCACCAUGCUGUCCAUAGCAGCGAGAAGACAGUGUUUGUGCUGUCCAACGGCACAAGAAAUGGCGUUGGUGAAGCAACGGUCAAUGGUCUGAUACAGCAGACUUUUUUCAUGGUCCAGCAGAGACUUCUUGAUGAGAAGGUGGACGUAGCCGUUCUCAUACUGCUGGACAAGAUGUUUCCCAAGCUGAAGUACCUCCAACUAAGGACGAGGUUGUGCAAGAAGUCAGUGAUGUCCUGGCCUAGAAACCCAAAGGCCCAACCCCUAUUCUGGAACCAAAUGAGGAUAGCACUGUCAUCAGACAAUCUUAAAUUAUAUGACAAAAACAUUAGUGAAAGUUUCAUAUAAAUUCCACUCGUUAUACAAAGUAACAAAGUUCUAUCGUCUCUCUGAAAAUGUGUGUAGAUAGGCCUAAUUACUUUUCAAUGAAGACCACCGCUGUUCAACAAUUGAUGUGGACCUUAACAGUGUGAUGUUAAAUAUAGCCUAACCCUAACCCUAAAUUUUAUAUAGUUUACAUAUAUAUCAUAUAAUCCUUUAUUUUUAGCUUUCACUUGUCUCUAGUUUAACAAACCAACAUCUACAGUUUCUGAAAAAUGUGAAGAAAUGUGCGUGUGUAUAGGUUGAAUAACUUUUCAAUGUAGAGCACAUCCUUUUAAUAAUUUGUGUUCAAUUUGAGAUUAGGGUUCCUGUUCCUGCUAAUUUGUAUCCCUGAUUAUGUAGCGUUUUAAUGUAAAAACACAUAACUAAUCUUGGACAAUGUACUGGCUAUGCUGCCACUUAGAUUAAUCAAACCAUCAUGAAACUCAUGAUAUGUAUACAAUGCUGAUCUAGAGAAGGGAUUAAAGCCUAGUGCUGUACUGAUUUGGGAAUUCUUGACAUCAGUCAAGCAUAUGUCUAUGUUAUGGGGACCUUUUCUGUUAAGACACAGUUUAUUUUGUCUAAAGAUGUAUGCAUACUGUAGAUUGGUAUUUUUAUCUAGUUUUUAAGAUAUGGGUUCGGACUCGGUCUUGUAGAUAUGGCAAAGAGUACCCAUGAUUGUAAAAUAUAAAACGACUUUGUGAUUUUUGAAUUA